Messenger RNA from Aricia agestis (brown argus), 1136 nucleotides. It is a transcript of the gene Nf-YC, whose product is annotated as nuclear transcription factor Y subunit C-6. The coding region runs from base 258 to 1082 and encodes 274 amino acids. The record is from RefSeq and is a predicted model, not a curated record. Gene Ontology annotation, molecular function: protein heterodimerization activity; DNA-binding transcription activator activity, RNA polymerase II-specific; DNA binding. Gene Ontology annotation, cellular component: nucleus; CCAAT-binding factor complex. The transcript has 7 exons. Lineage: Eukaryota; Metazoa; Arthropoda; Insecta; Lepidoptera; Lycaenidae. Gene Ontology annotation, biological process: regulation of DNA-templated transcription.
CAACUCCAUUAUUACGUCAAGCUUGUGACUGGUCAUCGCUGGACGAAUCGUGGAACUGGCGCAUUUUCAGUAAUAGGUGAUUGGAGAUCUCCAAAUAAUACUGAGAUUAUUGGUUACCGUGUUUUUAUUUUUUAAGUGGCGGUCCGCGACUAAUGUUUUAAUAUAGUUAGUGAAAACAUUAUUUAUUACUUUAAAGAAAGUUAAUUAAAGUUUGUCGAGGUUUCAACAGUUGCAAGGACAACAACAAGGAAUACAAGAUGUCCGUUUGCUUCUUUGUGCCAGCGGAGCAGAGCGCGGCCGGCGCCGAGGACGCGGACGGCGACUGCGGCCCCGAGGACGCCAUCCAGACGGAGAGCAUCUACACCACGCUGCAGAACUACUGGCAGAAGGUCAACGACGACCUCAAGAACGUCACGCCCGACGACUUCAAAACGCAAGUGCUGCCGCUGGCGCGGAUCAAGAAGAUCAUGAAGCUGGACGAGGAGGUGAAGAUGAUCUCGGCGGAGGCGCCGGUGCUGUUCGCCAAGGCCGCCGAGAUCUUCAUCCACGAGCUCACGCUGCGGGCCUGGGCGCACACCGAGGACAACAAGCGCCGCACGCUGCAGCGCAACGACAUCGCGAUGGCGAUCUCUAAGUCGGACCAGUUCGACUUCCUCAUAGACAUCGUGCCGCGCCACGAGGUGAAGCCGGCCAAGCACGAGCCGCCGCGCCCCCCGCCCGCCGCCACGGCCGCCGCUACUGCCGCCGCCGACCCGGUGGCGCCGCCGGCCGCCAGCGCGCCGCAGCCGCACUACAUCGUGCAGCCGCAAAUGGUGCAGGGCGGGGGCGGAGGGAGCGGCGGCGGUGGGGCGGCGCACCCGGUGGCGCUGGUGCAGCAGCUGGUGGGCGGGGAGGGCGGGCAACUGCAGCUGACGCAGGCGCAGCUCAACAUGAUCCGCCUGCAGGUGCAGAACAACCCCGGCCAGCCCGUGCUCAUCCAGGCGCAGCCGCACUCGCCGCAAAUCAUACAGGUCUCGUCGCAGGCGCCGCACCAGCCGCAGCAGAUCUUCCUGGCGCAGGUGGCGGCGCAGGAAGAGACCUAGUGCCGCCCCCUCCCUCCGCCUAGCCCUACUAUUAUAUCUUAAUGUUACUACCCA